This is a messenger RNA of Mytilus californianus (California mussel), 1381 nucleotides long. Its product is annotated as integumentary mucin C.1-like. The coding region runs from base 233 to 907 and encodes 224 amino acids. NCBI's taxonomy places the organism in Eukaryota, Metazoa, Mollusca, Bivalvia, Mytilida, Mytilidae. The record is from RefSeq and is a predicted model, not a curated record. The transcript is spliced from 2 exons.
UUUAAAGCACGUGGUAAUUUGGGUUUUCUUGGUUGUACCUGCUGUACCUGAUUCUUUGUUUGGUGAUUUGUUUGAUUUCGAUUCCAAUGAAGACAUUGACAUUGAUGACUUUUAUCCGUUCAUAGAUGAUGAUUAUUUGCCUAUCAAGAGAUAUGCUACAGGAGUGUGCUAUUUCAGGUUGGAUAAAACCUAUCAUCCCAGAGAAUUUGAGGCAACUAUUCAGUUGGAUUCGAUGACAUUAGAUAUGACGGCAAAAAAUUAUCAAACGUUCAACCAAGAUGGUCUAGGAAUGGAAUAUAAGUUGACAAAUUUGAGAACUCAGUACUCAGGAUUUCGAUGUUUAAGAUUUAAAAUUUCGUAUUUUGGAUGGAGAGUUCCAAAUUAUUGGUGUUUUGUGUCACAUGGACCAACAAAGCUACCAUCAACUACACCAUCGAUAACAUCAACAUCAACAUCGACUAUACCACCUAAAACAUCAACUACAACCCCUACAACAUCGACGUCAACUACACCCCCUAUAACAUUAACAACAACUACACCGCCUAUUACAUCAACAACAACUAUACUACCUACACCAUCGACGUCAACAACAACUCAUACAACAAAAACCGACAAGACAACUACAAAAACUACUCUUGAGCCAACAACAACAACGUCGGCAACAACAACAAUUAAUAAGACUCCAUCAUAUAGUUCACCACCAGUUACAACAGUGGUAACACCUACAACCCCACCGACAACUUUACCCACAACCACAGGUGCACCGAUAAAAACAACUUCUACAAAGCCAACCACCACCCUGUUCAGCACUUCAACAACACAGAAAACAUCACCAACCACGCUUAGGACUUCAACUUCAACAAAGGUUACAUUACCAACCAGAGGACCAACUCCAGAGCCAGCAUAAUGUCAUUGAAAUGUUUUAUUGCAAACGUUUUUUUGUUAUUGCUCAAAGUAUGUUGCAAUUGUUAGCAGGCAAUUGUGCGUCAGUUGAUGUUUCAUACAACUAAGCUUCUAAUUAAAGUGAGAGAAUACAUUAUGAGUUGUCUAAUGUUUAGAAUGGAAAACAGCUGGAAAUGUUUACACGAACUAGCCUUACAGUCGUGCAUGAUAAGGUGAUAUCUCAGCAUAUUCAAAGAAGUGUGUAUGUCUUUUGUUGAACCGUACAUUUUACAAAGACUAUCAGACAGAAAGUUUUCUAGUUUUUUAUUAUAUUUUUAAACAAAUGUUGAUUCAAAUGUGAUCAAAACCAUGUUUCAUAUCUCAUUUGCUGUGAAGUAAAAAAAGGAGAUUAAAUUCGCCUUUUAUAUGCAUUUUUCCUUAUUUAAUUUUAUUUACAUUCCUUAAUGUAUUAUUUUAGUUAGUACGUGCUACUGACUGU